Molecule: messenger RNA, 1296 nt
Organism: Penicillium arizonense
Lineage: Eukaryota; Fungi; Ascomycota; Eurotiomycetes; Eurotiales; Aspergillaceae
Product: pepsin-like aspartic protease
Exons: 3
Coding region: 1-1296 (431 amino acids)
Biological process (GO): proteolysis
Molecular function (GO): aspartic-type endopeptidase activity
Source: RefSeq, a predicted model, not a curated record
AUGACAACCAGAAUCAAAAUCACCGCCAAUCCACGCUAUCAGAAGUCCGGCACGAAGUCGUACUUGUAUGCCAUGCGCAAGUACCGCUUCACCCCUACAAAGGGUGGGCCGUACAUGUACGGAAUGACGAUGCAGCAGACUGGCAGACAGUACACGGAUAAGCUUGUCGGAGGCCGUGCCCAUUUGCGUAAGGUGAUGCAAAAGAAGAGUGCUGACAGUGAUCAGGUGGGUCAGGUUGGCGCUGAUGAUGUUCAGAAUGAUGCUAUGUAUUUGGCUGAAGUGGGGAUUGGGACUCCGGCUCAGACGCUGAGUUUGGAUUUUGAUACUGGGUCUGCGGAUCUGUGGGUCUGGUCGACGAAGAUGCCUGCUGAGACUUUGUCGGAGAAUAAGAAUCAUACUGUCUUUGAUCCGACUAAGUCGAGUACGUACAAGGUGAAGGAGGGCUCUACCUGGAUGAUCUCCUAUGGAGAUGGUUCUUCUGCUUCUGGCUUGGUCGGCAAUGAUAAUGUGAAUAUCGGUGGACUGGUUGUUAAAGGCCAGGCUGUUGAGUUGGCCGAGAAUUUGUCUGCUCAGUUUGCACAGGGUGCUGGUGACGGACUUCUCGGACUUGCUUUCGGCAAUAUCAACACCGUCAAGCCCAAGGCUGUCAGCACACCUGUCGAGAAUAUGAUCACGCAAGUCGAUAUCCCGAAGUCGGCUCAGCUGUUUACCGCUAAGCUGGGGUCUUGGCGAGACUCUGAUGAGCCGGAUAAGGGCGAAUCGUUCUAUACUUUUGGGUAUAUUGACCAGGACACAGUGAAGGCUGCCGAGGAGGAUAUCUACUACACGCCUGUUGAUAACAGCCAGGGAUUCUGGGCGUUCGAUUCGACUUCGGCGACUGUGAAUGGGAAGACUAUUGCUCGGUCUGGAAACACCGCUAUUGCUGAUACUGGUACUACUCUGGCGCUGGUUGAUGAUGAUACUUGUCAGGCUAUUUAUGAUGCUAUUGAGGGAGCGGUGUAUGACGAUGAAAACCAGGGUUGGAUCUAUCCAUCUAACACUCCGGCUGAUAAGUUGCCUGUCAUUGCCUUUGCUGUUGGCGACAAGCAGUUUGUUGUGCAGAAGGAGGAUCUCGCAUUCGCUGAGGCUAAGACUGGUUAUGUUUAUGGUGGUAUCCAGAGUCGUGGUAGUAUGACCAUAGAUAUUCUUGGUGAUACCUUCUUGAAGGCUGUCUAUGCGGUCUUCGACGUGGGCAAUAUGCGCUUUGGUGCUGUGCAGCGAAAGGAACUGCACCAGAACCUAUCUGUGCCUUCUUAG